AUGGCUCCUGGAAUAACCUUCAAGAACCCCUUUACCGGAAGCACUCACCAGACUAGACGUGCUACUUCGGAGGAAGAGCGGGAGGAGACCGCCGCCAGUAACAUAUCUCCAUCAUCGUCGCCGCCAUCCCGACGGCGCUCUGCGCUCACGGGGGAUAAGGCUACCAGGCCGACCUCUGGAAGACUGUCUCCCCGGUCUGGGGGAGGAGACAAGGCCGCUGGGGAUGGACCUCGAAAGGAAGACGAGGACGUGGCCCCUGAGGAUUCGCGACGUAACUCUUUCCCCUGGUAUGAGAAGGGCGAAAGCAGUCUGAUGGCGGUCGAGCGGACGCAGAAGGAGCGCGCGAGGGUUGGGCUGCCGCCGCUUGUGUUUUCGGACGAGGAGGGGGGACCGUCGUCCGCACGAGCAGCGGCGGCAGCAGCUCUCCUGACACCACCACCACCACCGCAGCAUCAACAGGGAUCGCCGAGAGGCAGACGGAGGACCUCGCGGUUGCGGUCGAGCCAGGGCACGCUUGAGGGGAGCGACGAGGGCGGCGAGCUGAGCGGGGCGACGACGCUUGCUGGGUCGUUUAAUGAGCGCGCCUCGGUCCUGGAGGUGCAGGACAAGGGCAAGAAGAAGUGGGAUUAUGGCGAGGGGCAGCAGGGGAAGAAGCAGCGGGGUGAGACGCGGACGAAGGGCGCGGAGGAGGAGGCGGAGGACGGCCCAGCGUCGUCGUCACCAGCACCGCCGGGCCAUACGAAGCGGUGUAUGUUGAAGAGUGCCUUGGAGAGAGUGGGCAGGGCGUUGAUGUUCAAGAAGAAUAAGGGCAAGGGCAGUGCUUUGGACUGCUGUUUGAGGCAGAAGAAGUCGUGGGAGGUGGUGAAGAACAAGGUGAAGUUUCCCGAGGCGUGGUGGAGGGCUGGGUGGUUGAAGAAGUGA
Colletotrichum gloeosporioides is the source of this 921-nucleotide messenger RNA. RefSeq lists its product as uncharacterized. Bases 1 to 921 code for a protein of 306 amino acids. The record is from RefSeq and is a predicted model, not a curated record. The transcript has a single exon. Lineage: Eukaryota; Fungi; Ascomycota; Sordariomycetes; Glomerellales; Glomerellaceae.